AUGGCGAGUUCAACGACGCCGCGGCGCACGCACUACGAGACGCUGCAACUGCCGCCCUCCGCGUCCGCCGACGAUAUUAAACGGCAGUACCAGAAACUGGCCUUGGAGUAUCACCCCGACAAAGCACCGCCAACCUUCUCGCCCGCCGCCCUCACCCAACGCACGCACGCUUUCCGCACCAUCCACGCCGCCUACGCAACUCUACGCGACCCGGCUCUGCGUGACGCCUACGACGACAGACUGCGUUCUGGAGCAGCAUCCACGGGAGAUGGGAUUGUGCAUAGCGAGGUGGAUCUGGAUGAUAUGGAGUAUUAUGAGGAAGGGGAUGGGGGUGAUGACGGUGAUCGGGAUGGGAAUGUAGCGGGCAGUGGUGGAGCGUUCAUAUGGCCGUGCCGCUGUGGCGGGCGAUACAUUGUGCGCGAGCAGGAAUUGGAGGAGGGCGUGGAUGAAGUGAUGUGUUCGACGUGCUCGCUUCGAAUCCGUGUGCUAUACCGAGUGGUCGACGACGCGGACGAUGACGACAAUGGAGCCGAAGUCAAUGGAAGCGCCAGGCCUUGA
Messenger RNA from Fimicolochytrium jonesii, 558 nucleotides. RefSeq names its product DnaJ domain-containing protein. The transcript is spliced from 3 exons. Bases 1 to 558 code for a protein of 185 amino acids. Gene Ontology annotation, biological process: positive regulation of ATP-dependent activity. Lineage: Eukaryota; Fungi; Chytridiomycota; Chytridiomycetes; Spizellomycetales; Powellomycetaceae. The record is from RefSeq and is a predicted model, not a curated record. Gene Ontology annotation, molecular function: ferrous iron binding; ATPase activator activity.